Molecule: messenger RNA, 1793 nt
Organism: Vavraia culicis subsp. floridensis
Lineage: Eukaryota; Fungi; Microsporidia; Pleistophoridae
Exons: 1
Coding region: 1-1767 (588 amino acids)
Cellular component (GO): nucleus; cytosol
Molecular function (GO): cysteine-type deubiquitinase activity; cysteine-type endopeptidase activity
Source: RefSeq, a predicted model, not a curated record
AUGGAGGGUUGUCGCCACCUCACAAGCCAUAAAAAACACAAAGAAAAAUACUCAAAAAUUGUUGGCUGCAAGAAACGGCUUGCAUGCACUGUUUGUGGAUCAAAUUUUAAUGUGCAUACGUGCCUGACGUGUGAACGAAUGUUUUGUUUUUCGGGUCACUUGACGCAUGGGCAUGUGCGGGGAGAGCAGACGGUUAAUGUGGAUGGAUGCGGGCAGGGAGAGCAGACGGUUAAUGUGGAUGGAUGCGUGUGGGGAGAGCAGACGGUUAAUGUGGAUGGAUGCGGGCAGGGAGAGCAGACGGUUAAUGUGGAUGGAUGCGUGUGGGGAGAGCAGACGGUUAAUGUGGAUGGAUGCGGGCAGGGAGAGCAGACGGUUGGUGCGGAUGGAUGCGUGUGGGGAGAGCAGACGGUUAAUGUGGAUGCGGAGCAGAGGAGAACGAGCAGCACAGAUGUAGAAAACGGCGCAGAACGUGACAGAAAGGACGAAAGUACGCGGUUAUCAGCUAUAGACGAUGUAAAAAUGGGUGAGGAUGAGCGUGAACGGGCGAUAAGUGACGGAGAAAACAUGGAAAUGGAGGGCCUGGGAGAAAAAGAUGCAGCAGAAGCUGUGGAUACCGGCAAUAACACGGGUGAACAUGCUAAGACAGUGGGAAAAAGAGGAUCGAGCGGGCCGGACAGCAGCAAAAGGACACGUAUGACCAGCACAUGCACGCUGUUCGUUAACAAACGGUACGGCUGCGUGUACUGCCUGGAGUGCCGGAGAUACCUUUUUUUCACGAAGCUGCUCGAGAUAUUUACCAACAUCAGGUACCGAAUAAAAAAUCAAAAAAACUACUCGCGAAUGCACUGCUCGUAUUCGAAAGGGAUCAUAAACCUGGGCAACACAUGCUACAUCAGUUCGGUACUGCAGGUGUUCUUCAAUACCGGUGCCAUAAAAAAGUGCUUCUUCGACACUGCACACGAGAAGGUGUUGUGCAGGGGCGAAAGGUGCAUCGUGUGCGCACUCAAAAACAUGUACAUGGAGUGCUACAGCCACCACGGUUUGAUUGUGCCGAAUGAGUUUCUUCACAUCCUGUGGUCGAUAUCGUCGAUGAACUACAGCUCACGCCAGUUCGAUGCGCACGAAUUCUUUUUGGAUCUGUGCGAACUGCUGCACAAACACUUUUUUGUGAGCUCGGGCACUGGGCGAACGCGCGUGGACGAGAACACGCCGUCCGAGUGCACGUGUAUCACUCACAGGGCCUUCUGCGGAGUGCUCAAUUCUACGCUGACGUGCACAAGGUGCAGCUGCAAAUCGGUCAAGGAGGAGAAGUUCUACAGCGUAUCGAUCGGCAUACACAACCAGAAAUCGGUGAAUGAUGCGCUGGUGCACUUCUUCACCGAGGAGAGCCUGGCCGAAACCAUCCUAUGCCAGCGCUGUGAGCAAAAGGAGCCUUUUCUGAAGGAAAUGAGCGUUGUUCGUCAGCCGCCAAUCCUCGUGUUGCACCUGAAACGAUUCCAAAUGAACAAAAACGAUCCGGUCAAGGACAACUCGGUGCUCGAAUUCACUCAUCUUGUGGAGUGCCGCACGCUGAAGAACGACGCAUCCCGUGCCUAUAGACUGUUUGGGAUGGUUUGCCAUGUGGGCACCUUGGAGUACGGCCAUUAUUUUACCUUCCUGCGCAUCGAAAACAGGUGGAAGCGGUUCGAUGAUGAGCGGAUCACCGAUGUGGAUGAGAAUGAGAUGUGCGAUUGCUCGCCCUACAUCUUAUUCUACGAGUUGGAGUAGCAAAAAUAAAUGUGCAUACGAUACAG